AUGGGCAGGUCCCCGUGCUGUGAGAAAGCUCACACCAACAAAGGUGCAUGGACCAAAGAAGAAGAUGAGCGUCUUGUUUCCUACAUACAAGCUCAUGGUGAAGGUUGCUGGAGAACCCUACCUAAAGCUGCUGGCCUCCUUCGUUGUGGAAAAAGUUGUCGUCUUCGAUGGAUUAACUACCUACGCCCUGAUCUCAAGCGUGGAAAUUUUACUGUUGAAGAAGAUGAACUCAUUAUUGAACUGCACAGCCUCCUUGGUAACAAGUGGUCUCUUAUAGCAGGUAGGUUACCAGGUAGAACUGAUAAUGAGAUAAAGAACUACUGGAAUACACAUAUGAGAAGAAAGCUUUUAAGCAGAGGUAUUGAUCCUUCGACUCAUAGACCAACCAAUGAUCUAGCUGUUGACAGCAUGAGCACUUCCUUUGGUGCAGUUUCGAAAGAAGAGAAGAUUGCUGGUGUGCCCACAUGCAAACACCAGGAAAACCCAUAUGAAGGGAAGUGCCAAGAACUGAAUCUUGACCUUAAAAUAUGCCCCCCCUUUCAACACCAAUCUGAACCAUUGAAGAGCAGAGGUAGGGAAGAUCUCUGUUUCUACUGCAGCCUGGGAUUGCAAAACAGCAAGGGAUGCAGUUGCAGUGGAGGUGACAGUGGUUUUGCUAGACAUGAAUAAUGGUGUUUUGGGUUACAGACUUCCUAGGAGGUGGAGGUGAGACUUACAGUAGUGGGCUUCAUUAAUGGUUCCUGUUUACAAGGGAGUAUGUAAGGGAUGUUAUAUUAUGUUUGAAAAAAUUUCGUUCACAAUGAAAGUACUAAUGGCUAUGAACUAUUAA
Hevea brasiliensis (rubber tree) is the source of this 829-nucleotide messenger RNA. Its product is annotated as myb-related protein 308. Lineage: Eukaryota; Viridiplantae; Streptophyta; Magnoliopsida; Malpighiales; Euphorbiaceae. The record is from RefSeq and is a predicted model, not a curated record. Bases 1 to 669 code for a protein of 222 amino acids. The transcript has 2 exons.